Messenger RNA from Penicillium cinerascens, 1209 nucleotides. Its product is annotated as FAD-dependent oxidoreductase. The record is from RefSeq and is a predicted model, not a curated record. Gene Ontology annotation, molecular function: FAD binding; monooxygenase activity. Bases 1 to 1209 code for a protein of 402 amino acids. The transcript has a single exon. Gene Ontology annotation, biological process: secondary metabolite biosynthetic process. NCBI's taxonomy places the organism in Eukaryota, Fungi, Ascomycota, Eurotiomycetes, Eurotiales, Aspergillaceae.
AUGUCAUCAGAGUUACCAGACUCCCCAUUGAAGAUAACAAUCAUCGGCGCUGGCAUAGCCGGCCUCUCAGCCGCAUUAGCCCUCUCUAAUGCGAACCCAACGCACGAAAUCACUAUCCUAGAAUCAAACCCCUCACUUAGCGAAUUUGGCGCUGGAAUCCAGCUCUCUGCCAAUAGCGCGCGCCUCCUGGACAAAUGGGGCAUGACACAGUCUCUACGCGCCGUAGCCUUCGAAGCCGCCCACAUGUCCGCCCGCCGAUGGCAGGAUAACACCGAGCUGGCCUCAAUACCGCACAACCCCGUUAGCACAUGGCUGUACGGAUGGCCUCACUGGCAAAUCUACCGCCCGGAUCUGCAGCGCGUGCUCUACGACGGAGUGGCCAAGCUGCCAAAUGUUAGGGUAUUAUUCGGGAAGGCCGUGACGCAUGUCGACCACGUCACGGGCACUGUCCGGACGGCGGAUACUGUGUUAGAGGCUGAUCUCGCCGUCGGAGCGGACGGAAUUUGGUCCAAGACCAGACGUUUCCUACCUGCCACGCAGGAUGUCAGGCCCACGCCGUACAGAGAACACACCUACAGAUCGGUGAUUCCGCGGUCCCGCAUGCUCAGCAAUCCCAUUACCGCGCCGUUAAUGUCCGCGCCUGAGAGCAAGGCCUGGCUCGGGCCGUAUAAUGCUGUUCUAGGGUAUACAGUUGCCUCCGACUCGCUAUAUAACUUCAUUAUCAGUGUGCCGCGGCCGAAUCCAGACGUGCCUCUGGCAUCGUGGAACGAGCCGGGUGAUCUGGCGAUGAUGCGCGGGCUUGUGGAUGGAUGGUGUGAAGAGGUGCAGGCGCUAGCCUCUCUGGUUCAGGAAGGGGAGUGCGCUGUCUGGACGCUGGGCGAGGUACUAGCUGUACCCAGCUAUGUCAGUGAGUCUGGACGAGUGGUAUUGAUCGGAGACGCGGCACAUGCGAUUCUUCCGCAUGCAGGACAGGGCGGAGGAAUGGCGAUUGAAGACGCGGCGAGUCUCGUGGAGUUUCUUGGAUGCAUGGGUUCCAGAGAUGAUCUUGGGAGGACGAUGAGCGCGUGGAGUGAGUUUCGACAGACAAGGGUGGAACAUCUGCGCGAGAUUGCGCGUAGCAAUGCGGAUGCGUUGACGUUUCCCGACGGGCCGAGCCAGGUUGCGAGAGAUGCAAAGUGGGCUGCUAUUAUACAAGUGCAGCAGGCUUAG